UCCAUGGCCAACUUAUUGAUAACUUUGAUAGUAGCAUUUCCUAGGCACAGUUCAUUAUUUUUUAUAAAACUUCCUUUUUUGUAACAAUGUAUUUCAAAAUAUUCAAUUCAGUAUUUUCUCAUAAAGGCAAAGUCUUAUCUAAACUGUUUUUUAAGUCCCAUGUAAUCCGAAACUUUAGCCAAGAAACAUUUUCUACAGGUUUAGCAAACACGACCAGACCUUUAAACGCGUAUAUGUUUCAUUACACAAAUUUAAAAUUACCACAAGAUAAAAUAUUAGCUACGUAUGUUUGGAUUGAUGGAAGUGGUAUCAACAUGCGUUGUAAAGAUCGUGUUUUAGAUAAAGUUCCUUGUGAUUUAAAUAUGGUUCCGAAAUGGGCAUUUGAUGGAAGUUCAACCGGACAGGCAAGAACUGAAGACUCAGAUACCAUAUUAUUACCAGUCGCUUUAUAUAAAGAUCCAAUUAGAAAAUGUCCACACGUUAUUGUUUUAUGUGAAACGUAUUAUGGUGAUGGCACUCCUACACCAACAAAUCACAGAGCUCAUUGUGCAAAAAUAUUGAGCAAACUAUCAGAUCAGGAGCCAUGGUUUGGAAUAGAACAAGAGUAUACCAUGUUUGAUGCAGAUUUAUGGCCCUUGGGUUGGCCAAAAGUACGUGGAUAUCCCUAUAUAAAAUCUAAAUAUUCGUACUGCGGCAUGGGUGAACAUGUUGCUGGAAGAGAAUUGGCUGAAUGUCACGCUAGAGCAUGCCUUUAUGCAGGUAUGGACUAUGGUGGGUCCAAUGCAGAAGUUAUGAAGGGGUCCUGGGAAUACCAAGUGGGGACAUCAGUCGGAAUUAAAGCUGCAGAUGACUUAUGGCUAGGACGAUACUUGUUAGGGAGGAUCGCUGAACAUUUUGGAAUAAUAAUAAGUUAUCAUCCUAAGCCUAUGGGUAAGAAUCAGCCAGGAGUUGGGUGUCAUCAUAACUUUAGCACAAAAAAAAUGCGUGAUAAAGGAGGUAUUACGGAAAUUGAAAGAGUGUGUAAGGAGUUAUGUCCUAAGCAUGGUGAAUACAUGAAACAAUACGGUCUCGGAGACGGUCAAGAAAAUCGGAAAAGAUUAACUGGGAAAUUUGAAACUGCUUCUUUUGAUGUUUGUAAAUGGGCCAUUGCUGAUCGUACCGCUUCGAUUAGGUUGCAAAGAAGUGUGAAGACUAAAAAAAAAGGUUUCCUUGAAGAUCGCCGGCCUGCAGGUGACUGUGAUCCAUACAGAGUCUGCGCUCUUAUUGCAGAAACAUGUGUCUGAGCCAUAAUUAUGUAAUUUCUACAUGUUUCAGUAUUAAUUAAAUUUUUGUGUUUACUCGUUGUAAUAACUAAA
Spodoptera frugiperda (fall armyworm) is the source of this 1355-nucleotide messenger RNA. RefSeq names its product glutamine synthetase 1, mitochondrial-like. Gene Ontology annotation, cellular component: cytoplasm. The record is from RefSeq and is a predicted model, not a curated record. Bases 87 to 1283 code for a protein of 398 amino acids. The transcript has a single exon. Gene Ontology annotation, molecular function: glutamine synthetase activity. Lineage: Eukaryota; Metazoa; Arthropoda; Insecta; Lepidoptera; Noctuidae.